AUGUUCACGUUCACGCCACUGUUGGGCGCGCAAUCGUCGUCAUCCAAAGCGUCACAGUCAAUUCUCGAGCUCGACGGCGGUAUCAAGAUAUUGGUCGAUGUCGGUUGGGACGAUAGCUUUGACAUUCGUGAUCUUGCGGAGCUAGAAAGACAAGUCCCAACUCUGUCCCUCAUUCUUUUGACUCACGCAACCCCGGCACACAUCGGCGCUUUCGUCCACUGCUGCAAGACCUUCCCUCUUUUCACACAGAUUCCCAUUUAUGCGACGGGCCCGGUUGUUGCCUUUGGCCGUACGAAUCUACAAGACCUUUAUGCUUCGGCGCCACUCGCUGCUACAUUCCUGCCCCAAGGGUCUAUCUCAGAGCCCGGCGCAAAUGCCGCCGCGUCCGGGAUAUCACCAACGGAAAAUGGAAGUGGAAACGCCGAAGCUGCUGGCAGCAACGGCCGCAUUCUGCUUCAGCCACCUACUGCGGAAGAAAUUGCCCGAUAUUUCUCCCUCAUCACACCUCUUAAAUACUCGCAACCACAUCAACCCCGUCCAUCCCCAUUCUCGCCGCCCUUGGAUGGCCUUACUCUUACCGCUUAUAAUGCCGGCCACACAGUCGGUGGAACGAUAUGGCAUAUUCAGCAUGGCAUGGAAUCUAUUGUUUACGCGAUGGAUUGGAACCAGGCACGCGAGAGCGUGGUAGCGGGUGCCGCAUGGUUUGGAGGAUCCGGGGCCAGUGGAACGGAAGUCAUUGAACAAUUGCGCAAACCAACAGCUCUUAUUUGUAGCUCAAAGGGAGGUGAUAAGUUUUCGCUUUCCGGGGGGCGCAGAAAGAGGGAUGAUCUCCUUCUCGAAAUGAUUCGGAACACCCUGGCUAAAGGUGGUACCGUCCUUAUCCCAACAGACACGAGCUCUCGGGUUUUGGAGCUGGCAUACGCGCUGGAGCAUGCUUGGCGUGAUGCUGGAGCAGGCGGCAAAGAGGAUGUACUUCAGAGUGCAGGUCUUUACCUGGCUGGCAGGAAGGUCAAUACCACCCUGCGCCUCGCUCGGAGUAUGCUCGAAUGGAUGGACGAGAAUAUAGUUCGCGAAUUUGAGGCUGCCGAGAGUGCAGAUGCAACUGGCCAACAAUCUGGUGGCCAGGGGCAAGACAAAGGCACUUCUAAGAGUGGCGGCGGUCCCUUCAACUUCAAGCAUCUCAAAACCAUCGAGCGGAAAAAGCAACUUGAGAAGCUCCUGUCAGACCAGGGUCCUAAAGUGAUUAUUGCCUCUGACACUUCAUUGGCUUGGGGCUUUGCGAAAGAAUCCCUGCGACAAAUUGCUGAGGGACCGAACAACCUGCUGUUGCUGACGGAAUCUUUCCGUAAAAAUGCACCCCUUGAAGGCUCAGAGUUGUCGAAUACUGCAUCCAUCGGAGCGACUAUCUGGCAGUGGUACGAAGAGCGGAGAGAUGGCGUUGCGCUGGAGAAAACAUCAGACGGCGAAAUGCUGGAACAAGUCCACAGUGGUGGACGGGAAUUGAAAUGGGCGGAUAUUCAGCGAGCUCCCCUCGAUGUAGGAGACCAGCUUGUUUAUCAGCAAUACCUUGCCACAAAGCGACAACACGAAGACGCCUCUCAGACUCGUGGCCAGGAAACCCUCGAGAAUGCCGCAGACGCGCUGGAUGACCGAUCUAGUUCAACCUCGUCAGAAGAUUCAGAUGGUGAGCAGCAAGGUCGUGUUCUGAAUUUUUCGACUUCACUUGCCCAUGCAAACCGAAACAAGCUGGCCCUCAGUGAUGAAGACCUGGGAAUCAAUAUUCUGCUUCGGCGCAGGAAUGUCUACGACUACGACGUACGUGGGAAGAAGGGGCGUGAGCGCAUGUUUCCUUAUGUUGCACCCCGAAAGAAGGGAGACGAAUAUGGCGAAUUCAUUCGACCUGAAGAAUACUUGCGAGCAGAGGAACGCGAGGAAAUUGAUAUGCAACAACGCCGAACAGACGCAGAAACUAAGCUCGGCCAAAAGCGACGAUGGGACGAGACCGCUGGUUCCGGCGGACGCAGGUUAUCGGGAGGCGCCGCGGGCCGCAAGCGCCAGCAGCUCAAAAAUGGCGAGAAGAUUGACUCCGGUGCAGACAAUGACAGUCUUGCAGACGACGGCGAAGCUGGUGAUGUUGCUGCAUUUUCAGAGGAUGAGGCGGACAGCCAGGCAUUCGAAGGCCCUGCUAAGGCUGUAUACACCAAACAAUCAAUCACCAUCAAUGCUCGUAUCGCCUUUGUCGACUUUAUGGGCGUGCAUGAUAAGCGAAGUCUCGAAAUGUUGAUUCCUCUGAUCCAACCCCAAAAGCUGAUUCUUGUUGGCGGAAUGAAGGAUGAGACAUUGGCGCUUGCGAUCGAAUGUAAAAAGCUCCUGGUUGCUAAAGCUGGUGCUGACUCGGCUGCUGAUACGACAGCGAUCAUCUUUACCCCUGCUAAUGGCGAGCUCGUCGACGCAAGUGUUGACACAAAUGCUUGGAUGGUCAAGCUCAGCAACACCCUUGUUCGACGUUUGAAAUGGCAGCAUGUUCGCAGUCUUGGUGUCGUUGCAUUGACAGCCCAAUUGCGAGGACCAGAGCCUCCCAGCGAGGAGGAAGCCGAUCCUGAGGCAACCGGCAAGAAGAUGAAGCUGGCCAACGAGCAGGCCGCCUCCUCUGCGGUUGUUCCUAAGAGCGGGGGUAAAUCCGAUAUUUUCCCUCUUCUUGAUACACUGCCUGUUACUAUGGCUGCCGGGACCAGAUCUAUGACCCGGCCGUUGCAUGUCGGUGACUUGCGGCUGGCUGAUCUGCGAAAACUCAUGCAAGCAGCUGGCCAUACUGCUGAAUUUAGGGGUGAGGGUACGCUGCUUAUCGAUAAAUUAGUGGCUGUCCGGAAAUCUGGUACUGGUAAGAUUGAGAUUGAGGCAUCCGCCCAGGCAGCUGCCAACCAGAAAGCUCUAGGCCGAGAUUCCGCUAGCUUCCUUGCUGUCAAGAAGAAGAUCUACGAGGGACUUGCCAUUGUGACAGGAAGCUGA
Penicillium waksmanii is the source of this 3009-nucleotide messenger RNA. RefSeq names its product cleavage polyadenylation factor subunit CFT2. Gene Ontology annotation, molecular function: RNA binding. The record is from RefSeq and is a predicted model, not a curated record. The transcript is spliced from 2 exons. Gene Ontology annotation, cellular component: mRNA cleavage and polyadenylation specificity factor complex. Bases 1 to 3009 code for a protein of 1002 amino acids. Gene Ontology annotation, biological process: mRNA 3'-end processing by stem-loop binding and cleavage. Lineage: Eukaryota; Fungi; Ascomycota; Eurotiomycetes; Eurotiales; Aspergillaceae.